AUGCCUAAUGCAAACACCGCAUCCCGGACAUCCACACAGCAAAGUGCCCAUACGAGUCCCGGCCAGGGGACGGAGCCUCUCAACGGGGGAAGAAGCCAAUGCAACCCGUCCACAUGGCAGUUGGGCAGCACCAGCGGGGACCCAACAAGGGAGGCAAGCAGCCCCCACAACCGGGCACCAGGCGGGCCCGCACAGCCGCAGCGCAGGGCAACCCACGGCAGAUCCCGCCCCGUGCCCCAGGCGAAGGAGAAAGCCCAAGGAGACCCGAAGCCAGAGGGGCACGAGCCGACCCCUACCCGACAGCGGCAAGCCCCCCAGCACCCCGGGCGCAACCCCCGCCCAACCAACCACGAGAUGGACAGACCCUCCACCCGACCCAAGGCGGCCGCCCGCAGCCCCAUACACCCCCGACUGCUAGACCACCUAAGGAUCAGCCCGCCAGGCCGGAUCCAGGGAACACACCCCAGGCUCACCCGACCCCGCGGCACCCAGGACCCCCUACCCACGGAGCAAGACCCUAGGGGCAGAGCCACAGCCCUGGUCCACAUUGGAGUCAGUGGAAUCGAUGAGGUGCUCUGA
Molecule: messenger RNA, 579 nt
Organism: Nerophis lumbriciformis (worm pipefish)
Lineage: Eukaryota; Metazoa; Chordata; Actinopteri; Syngnathiformes; Syngnathidae
Source: RefSeq, a predicted model, not a curated record